Anopheles funestus (African malaria mosquito) is the source of this 1797-nucleotide messenger RNA. Its product is annotated as carboxypeptidase B-like. Lineage: Eukaryota; Metazoa; Arthropoda; Insecta; Diptera; Culicidae. Gene Ontology annotation, biological process: proteolysis. The transcript is spliced from 4 exons. The record is from RefSeq and is a predicted model, not a curated record. The coding region runs from base 79 to 1395 and encodes 438 amino acids. Gene Ontology annotation, molecular function: zinc ion binding; metallocarboxypeptidase activity.
UGGGCCGUUAUCUGCUCCAAUUUAUAUGACUGCGGGUGGACUGCAACUGUGUCAGUCGUCUCCGGAACCGUUGCUAGAAUGAAGCUACUCACGUUGGUGGUGCUGCUGUUCUCAGCCAUCAUCGUCUGCCAGGCGGAAAAUCAAAAAUUCGACAAUUACAAACUAUACACACUCUACGUGGAAGAUGAUGAACAAGCAGAAGAGCUGCACAAGUGGUACAGCAGUGGAAACUUGGACUUCUGGAGCUACGGUAUGCUUAACGAAAGUGUCACGGUUAUGAUCAGCCCAGAGCUGCAGACAUACUUCGAGACAAUGGUCGAUGAAGUGCAGCUCGAGUCGGAACUGGUCGAAGAGAACGUACAGGCGCUGUUGGAUCACGAACAGGAACAGCGCAAUCUGCACAUUAUGAACAAGCGCCGCCGUCCACAGAAGGAACCGGCGAAACCAACCGUAACCGAAACCAUCGAUGAGGACGCUAUCGAUUUCGACCAUUUCUGGACGCUGGACGAGAUAUAUCAUUAUAUGGAUCGGUUGGAGAAGAGGUUCCCGAAUCUGGUGCGCGUUAUGACGAUCGGCAGAACAUAUGAGAACCGUUCGAUCAUGGCAAUCACUGUCUCGAGGGAUGGACAGAUCAAUCAUACACGGCCAGUAGUGUUUGUCGAUGCGGGCAUACAUGCGCGUGAAUGGGCCUCUCACAUGUCGGCAAUGUAUUUGAUCCAUCAGCUUGUUGAGAAUUUUGCAGAGAAUGAGGAUAUGUUGUAUUAUGCGGAUUGGAUCAUUGUUCCUGUGGUGAACCCGGACGGAUACGUGUACUCGUACGAGACGAACCGACUGUGGCGCAAGAAUCGCAAUGCGGACAACGUACUCUGCGCCGGUACGGAUGUUAACCGUAAUUUCCCAUUCCGCUGGAGUUACACAUCGCAUUCCUGCACGGAUGGUUUUGCCGGCAAAAUGCCCGGUUCGGAGAGGGAAACCCAAUCAAUGAUGCUACUGAUGUCCCAGUUUGCACGCAGCAUCAAGAUGUACCUUUCCGUGCAUAGCUGUGGCGAUUACAUCCUUUACCCGUACGGUUAUGCCUACCAACCGGCCGCGAAUGCGGAAGAUCUGUACGCGCUGGGAAUGAAAGCGGCCGAAGCCGUACAGAAGGUCGGCGGACCAGAGUAUGUUGUCGGUCAGGCAUCCGGAUUGCUGUACUUGGCUACCGGUAGCGAUGACUUCAUCUACGGUGCGUACGGUGUUGAGUAUGCGUACACGCUGGAGCUGUCCUGCGGUAACCGUGGGUACGGGUUCAUCAUUGAAUCGGAACAGAUCAAAACGAUUGCAGCCGAAACGUUCGAGAUGUUCAAGGUGUUUGGCCUGCAUGCCGGCAGUCAGAAGAUUAUCAAGCGUCCCUAAACGCAAACACUAAAGCUCCACAACCGGCUCUACAUUCCGCACACGUAAUCGCUAUCGAAUUUGAAUACCGCAAUAAAUAAACUGAGAGAUGCUCGUAUAUAGGCGAUGCUCGUGCAAAAAAAAACCAGUGUGAACGAAAAAAAAAUCUGCUUCCGAUAACGCUCAAUCUAGAUAAAUGCGACCAAUUUGCUAAAGAGCGUACGCGCUGCGUUCAUGUGACCAGUUCCGAACCGAAUGGUCAAUAUUGAUCCAAAACUGCGCGGUAGCUGUAAAGAAAUGAUUUCGUAUGGGUAUUCGUGCUUCCUGGGUGUUGAUAUAUUAUACCCAUGUAGCGGUUCACCAACAGCAGAAAGAAUCGUAACGGCGAAAGAUAAUGAUUGUCCGGAGAUAAGCGGACGGAUG